Messenger RNA from Leptidea sinapis, 1067 nucleotides. It is a transcript of the gene Fer2, whose product is annotated as helix-loop-helix protein 13-like. Gene Ontology annotation, molecular function: protein dimerization activity; RNA polymerase II transcription regulatory region sequence-specific DNA binding; DNA-binding transcription factor activity, RNA polymerase II-specific. The coding region runs from base 62 to 733 and encodes 223 amino acids. The transcript is spliced from 6 exons. The record is from RefSeq and is a predicted model, not a curated record. NCBI's taxonomy places the organism in Eukaryota, Metazoa, Arthropoda, Insecta, Lepidoptera, Pieridae. Gene Ontology annotation, biological process: developmental process; regulation of transcription by RNA polymerase II.
UCAGUCUGUUCUAGUUCCGUCAGCGUCAAGUAUUGGUCUCCGGUCGGAUAUUUGGGGUAACAUGGCGGGAACUAGGACACAGGUCGCAGACUCAACAUCGCCUACUUUGAAUGAUCGACGGCUCGAGUACCCUGGGAUGAAGUUUGCUUAUGCCGACGGCUCGGACGACGAAGGCUCGUCAGUUACCCCCGAGUUGCCCUCGUGUGUCUACGCCGCCGCUCGAGGUCGUCUUCAGCUACCACUGGCCUACGUGCAUCAACACUCCAGGCAACUACAUUCAGAUGUUCUACUGGAGAGUAGUAUGGAAUCAGACUAUCAAUGUGGGGGUUCGCCAUACAGAGUCCAACGUGCGGCGGCAAAUGUGCGCGAAAGAAGAAGAAUGCUGAGGUCAGGACCCAAUGGCAGUAUAAACUCGGCGUUCGACGAAUUGCGUGUACAUGUGCCUACGUUCCCCUACGAGAAACGACUAAGCAAGAUUGAUACUUUGAGACUAGCAAUUGCUUAUAUUGCUCUACUGAGAGAGGUUCUAGACGCUGACUACGAUCCAUUAACAUAUGUUGAGAAAUGUCUUCGCGGAGAAAUAAAAGCGGAUCGUGCACACUGGAACACAAGCGAUCUGACUGCUCGUUUAUCAUGGAUCAACUGGGAGAACCUGGGAGUGAAUCCUCAAAGAAGAAGUGUUCUUACAUCAUUAGCGCUAAGUUCCGAUACUAUGCAAUAUCCACAUAAUUGAUUCAAAUGGUUAUCAUACAUUCGGAUCACAAACGAUGUUCUUGUAUUCUUUUGGCUGUAGGUAACAUCUUCUUAAUAGAUAACUAAUAUCAAUUUACAGUUCCGUUACGGGAUGAAUAAAAUAGAUCGAUAUCAUUGUAUUUGACUACUAAUAAUCUUUUAUCUUUAAUGUUAGAAAAUCAGUGUUGGGGUCUCUAACCAAGUACCUACCUAGUUUCUCGAUUGUCGGUAUUAACGCUUCAUGAGGUUUGACAGUGCAUUAUAUGUUAUAUAUAUAUUACUGGUUCGUUUAGAAAUCCUCUGUGAAAAAUGUAAUGAACCGAUUCUAUAAAAAU